GGAGUCAUUUGUCAGUUACAGGGUGGUCCUGCAAACUUUUCAUUGAGGAGGAGAAAGCGUAAUCAGAUAGACAGACAGACGAAUACAGCUGUGCCUGCCAGAGACGCAGCGUGCACAAGUCAACUAGUCCACUUCCAGGGAGGGAUUUUUAAAGCGACUUGUCCAGCUGUUUUUGCUUUCUUUUAUCCUCAAGCAGAAUGGAGGCAAAUAACAACUUUUGAUUUGUUUCGACCGAAUCCUUCAAGUCGUCAAGAAAUUUUAUGAGGAAACACGAGAAGUUUGCUUGAGAAACAGAGUAAUGUCAUCCAGUGUCAGUGUACUCUGACAGUAGGUGGGAAAGAAAGAUUUGUUUGUCUUUCUACUGUGACAUUUUUCAGAGUCAGUCGCUUGUUCUCAAAACUUUCACGCCUAGCAUAGCUGAGUCAAGGAGCUGUGCAACAGAUGUUUGGGGGCUCAAGAUUUGGGUGUCGAAAGUAGGGCAGAAGGCGCUGUGUCCGGUGCGAGAAACUUUUUGGGAACUUUAUGGAUCACCAAGAGAGCUCGUGAGCGCGAGGAUGCCAUAGAGGGCAGACGGAAGGACCAUGCCCUCUCCGCUUGAGUUCGGCAAGGACUUGACUUGAGGCAUAUUUUCUUCUAAAUAUAUAUAAAAGUCACAGUAUCUGGUUUGCAUUUCACUGAUCUGAAGACAUGGCUUCUGAGGUGAUGUGUGGACUGAUCUUCAGACUGCUCCUGCCAGUGUGUCUCGCGGCAGCAUGCAUAUUCCGGUACAACUGGCUGUCACUCGUCUACCUCAUAUACCUCCUGCUCAUCCCCCUCUUCGCAGAGCCAACCAAGACAACGAUGCAAGGCCACACGGGGCGCCUGCUGAAAUCCCUCUGCUUCACCAGCAUGACCUUCCUGCUGCUGCACAUCGUCUACCAGAUCACCAUCAACAGCCUGUUGGCAGGGGAGAGCAUUGAACCCAACUUCAACUGUUCCUCUUGGGAGAAGUCCAUACGCCAGCUGGGCUUUGAGAGCGUGCGAGGAGCGGACGCUGGGAAUGGGAUCCGCGUCUUCAUCCCGGACAUCGGCAUGUUCGUGGCCAGCCUGGUGACCUGGCUGCUGUGCCGCAGCCUGGAGAGGCCACCGGUGGGGGACGCCACGCAGCACAACCCCGACCUCGCAGAGCCCAGUAAACAAGAACAGGAGGAUGAAGAGGAGGAAGAGAAGGAGAAAGAGAGGGAGAAGGAGAAAGAGGAGAAGAUGGGUCAGCGAGUGGAGCUGGAGGACGAGCUGCUUUUCGAGGAGGACUGUGAGCUGACGGACGGAGAGCUGAUGGAGGAUGACGAAGAGGAAGAGGAGCUGGAGGAGGAUGAAGGAGGAGGGGGCGAGGAAGAGGAGGAGGAGGGAGAGGGGGAGGACGAAGAGAUGAAGGAGCCGGAGGAGAGCACCAAGAUGAAGAUCUUGCGUCAGAUCGCUGGCGUGGCGUCCAAACUCAAGGAGAUCAUUGGCAAUCUCAUUACCACGGCCGGGAAAGUCGUGGUAACCAUAUUACUGGGCCUGACAGGCAUCAUGCUGCCGUCGCUGACCUCCACGGUCUACUUCUUCACCUUCCUGGGCCUGUGCACGUGGUGGUCCUUCUGCCGCUCCUUCGACCCGCUGGUCUUCAGCUGCCUCUGCGUGCUCAUGGGCAUCUUCAGCGGCGGCCACCUCAUCGUCCUCUACCUCUACCAGUUCCAGUUCUUCCAGGAGGCCGUGCCGCCCGGGGACUACUACGCCAGCUUAUUUGGGAUCUCUCCAGUGAUCCAGAUCAACUGCUCCCACACCUGGAUGUUCAAGGUGAACCCUGAGUUGCCGUGGCACCACUUUGUCAACCCCAUCAUGCUCCUGGUGCUGUACUACACGCUGGCCACCCUCAUACGCCUAUGGCUGCAGGAACCCAUGGACACGCAGGAGGUCAAUAAGGAGGAGGAGGAGGAGAAGAGGGGAGAGGGAGAUGAGGAGGAGGAGGUGAAGAAGGCAGAGGAAGAGGAGGGGAUGAAGAGUAACAGCGACUUCACCACGGCGGAGAAGAAGAGAGAACUGUGGAGGAUGACACACUACAAGGCAGAGGAGAGAAAUAUCAUCACCACACAGGAUGGAUAUGGCACUCCAGAGGUGUUGGUCGUGACCUCCAACGGAGUUCCGGUGACCUUGAGGACCAGUUCCCUCCACGAGAAGGGGCCCACCAGUCUGGACCUGUACUCCAUGCCGGAGUAUGGAGCCAGCCACUCGGGAUCAGAACCAGAGUGUCUGGACUCCAGUGUGUAUGAGCUGGAGAGGCCGUCAUCUGAGGCGGGGGACGAGGACGGGGGAGAGGAGGGCCAGCGCAUCAAGAUCAACGCGGCCGUCAAGGCCUUCGCCUUCAUCAUGAAGCAGAGCUACAUCUGUGCCCUCAUAGCCAUGAUGGCAUGGAGCAUCACGUAUGUGAGCUGGCUGACGUUCGUCUUCCUCAUCUGGUCGUGUACGCUGUGGAUGGUGCGGGACCGGAGGAAGUACGCCAUGAUCACGUCCCCCUUCAUGGUGUUCUACGGGAACCUGCUGAUCGUGCUGCAGUACAUCUGGAGCUUUGAGGAGCUGGGGCCCGUACCGGGACUCUUCCUCAAGAAGGAGGUGCCCUUCAGAGAACUGGGCUCCAAGAUAUUGUGUCUCCUGUCGUUCUGGCUGCUGCUGAGACAGGCACUGAUGGAACGCAAAGACAGACAGAGAGAAGACACAUCGACAUCACUCUCAGACGUCAGAGUCGAUGGUCAGAAAAAAGAUAAGAAGUUUGAGGAGGAGGAAGAGGAGGAGGCGGCGGUGGAGGAGCAGAGGGAGAUGAUGGAUGUGCUGGGCAGCACGGUGAUGCGCAUGCUCAACAAGUACUGGAUCUACAUCUGCGCCGGCAUGUUCUUCUUCGUCAGCUUCGAGGGACGCAUCGUCAUGUACAAGAUCAUCUACAUGAUGAUGUUCCUCUUCUGCGUGGCCCUCUACCAGGUCCACUAUGAGCACUGGAGGAGGAUGCUGAAGUACUUCUGGAUGUCUGUGGUGGUCUACACCAUGCUGGUGCUCGUCCUGGUCUACACCUUCCAGUUCGACUCCUCCAUACACAUAUGGUCCAACAUGACAGGCAUGGACACCCAGGACCUUGAGGACCUGGGUCUAGAGAAGUUCUCGGUGCCGGCCCUCUUCACGCGUAUCUUCAUCCCCACCUCCUUCCUACUGGUCUGCAUCCUCCACCUGCACUACUUCCACCAGCGCUUCCUGCAGCUCACAGACAUCAAGUCCGUAGCCGACAAGCAGAAGAGUACCAUCACCAGGCUGGUGCACCUGGAUGGCAGUCUGGCGGACAUCUCCAUGAUCAAGCCCACCUUCAACUCCACCACCGAAGACAAGGAGGCUGGAGAGAAGGUGGAUCUGAAGGAGGAGGAAGAGGAGGAGGAGGAGGAGGAAGAGGAGGAGGUGCUGAAGAAGAGGCCGGUGGAAGAUGCUCCAUGUAUACCAAGUAAAGCAGAUGGCAUCUCGUGUCAGAAGGAGGAGCCACCCCUGGAUUAUGGCUCAGACCUGCGUAACAAAUGGCACCUGGUGGUGGAGCGUCUGACGGUGCUCUUCCUAAAGUUCCUGGACUACAUGCAGCAGCUGCAGCUCCUCAUCUGGUGGCUGCUGGAGCUCCACAUCAUCAAGAUCGUCUCCUCAUACAUCAUCUGGGUGUCCGUCAAAGAGGUGUCUCUGUUCAACUACGUCUUCCUGGUGAGCUGGGCCUUCGCCCUGCCCUACAGCCAGUUCAGGCCACUGGCCUCCAGCGUGUGCACGGUGUGGACCUGUAUCAUCAUUGUCUGCAAGAUGCUGUACCAGCUGAGCACCAUCCAGCCACACACCUACUCCAAAAACUGCUCCAUGCCCCAGAACUACUCGGAGAGGGAGACUAGUGAGAUGAGCCGCUCCCUGCUCUACAGUGGGCCAAUAGAUCCUGCUAACUGGGUCGGCCUCAAGAAGUUCUCCCCCCUGCUGGAGAACCUCAGGAACAACUUGUUGAUGUUGGCCCUGCUGGCGUUUGAAGUGACCGUCUAUCGUCACCAGGACUUUUAUCGCAUGCGUAACAACCUCACCACACCCGUCACCAGAACCAUCUUCCACGACAUCACUCGCCAGCACCUGGACGAUGGCAUCCUCAACUGCGCCAAGUACUUCAUCAACUACUUCUUCUACAAGUUUGGCCUGGAGACGUGUUUCCUGCUGGCGGUGAAUGUGAUUGGCCAGCGUAUGGAUUUCUAUGCCAUGCUACACGCCUUCGGCCUGAUUGCGGUGAUGUACCAGCGGCGGCGUAAGGCCAUUGCCCAGGUGUGGCCCAAGUACUGCUGCUUCCUGGCCUGCAUGCUCUCCUUCCAGUACCUGGUCUGCAUUGGCAUCCCGCCCUCUGCCUGCUCAGACUAUCCCUGGAGAGCUCCCUCCUCUAGUAUGGACUCCAACGUGGUGAAGUGGCUCUACUUCCCCGACUUCCACACUCGACCCAACCCACUAUUUCUUCUCUAUGACUUCAUGCUGCUGCUGGGUGUCUCGCUUCAGAGGCACGUUUUCGAGGAGGAGAACGAGGCGGCCGUGCGGCUCGUCGCCGGGGACAACGUGGAGAUCUGCCAAGACCUGGACGCCGCGUCCUUCAGUCAGCACAACCCCGUGCCAGACUUCAUCCACUGCAGGUCGUACCUGGACAUGCUGAAGGUGAUCAUGUUCAGCUACCUGUUCUGGUUCGUGUUGACCAUCAUCUUCAUCACGGGCACCACCCGCAUCAGCAUCUUCUGCAUGGGCUACCUGGUGGCCUGCUUCUACUUCCUGCUCUUCGGUGGAGACCUGCUGCUCAAGCCAAUCAAAUCAACCCUACACUACUGGGACUUCCUGAUCGCCUACAAUGUGUUUGUGAUCACCAUGAAGAACAUCCUGUCGAUCGCGGCCUGUGGAUAUAUAAAGGCCCUGGUCGCCAACCACUGCUGGCUUAUCCAGUUGUUCAGCUUGGCCUGCACUAUAAAAGGCUACUCACGGCCGGAGCAGCAGGCUAACAAGCAGUGCGAGUUGCCAAGCGACGAGGCGGGAAUCAUCUGGGACAGCAUCUGCUUUGCCUUCCUGUUGCUACAGCGACGGGUCUUCAUGAGCUACUACUUCCUGCACGUGGUGGCCGACAUACGCUCCUCUCAAGUGCUAGCGUCCAGGGGAGCGGAAUUAUUCCAGGCCACUAUCGUGAAGGCGGUCAAAGCCCGGAUUGAGGAGGAGAAGAAGUCCAUGGACCUUCUGAAGAGACAGAUGGAUCGCAUCAAGAGCCGUCAGCAGAAGUUCAAGAGGGGGAAGGAGCGGAUGCUGAGUCUGGCCCAGGAGGCAGACGGAGGUCAGGACGGGGUCAAGGUCAAAGAGGAAGACGAGGAGGAGGAAGGAGAGACGAAGGAGAGGUCCAAAGGCAAGAGAAAGCGAUGGUGGAGACCCUGGGUGGACCAUGCAUCCAUGGUUAGAAGUGGGAGCUACUACCUGUUCGAGACAGAUAGUGAGGAAGAGGAGGAGGAGGAGGAGAAAAAAGAGGUUCCACCCAAAAGGUCGGCCUUCCAGUUUGUUUACCAUGCCUGGAUCACAGACUCAAAAACAGCCAUGAAGGAACGCAGCAAAGAAAGGCGGCAUUUCUGGAAGAGGUACACAGACAGCCGCAAAGCCAGCAAGAAGGACCACAAAGAAGAGCAUGUGGCCAUAGAGGUAGUCGACCAGGAGGAUGAAGGGGCGGAUGAGGAGCGCUCCGAUGGACCAGAUAACAUCCUGAAGCGUGUGUUCAACAUCGUGAAGUUUUCCUGGGUGUUGUUCCUGGCGCUGCUGGACAGCUUCACGGCCUGGCUCAACUCUAUCUGCCAGGAGUACAUCGACAUCUCCACCGUGCUGCGCAUCGAACGAUGCAUGCUCACGCAGAUGGUCAAAAAGGGCAACACGCCGUCUCGAGAGAGCUUGCACGUGUACUACCAGAGGCAGAUGUGUCGUCCCUCGUCCUCGCAGUCCUGUCUGGACCGCACGGAGGACGUCUUCUCAGCAGCCAGCCCUGAGCCCUCCGACCUCCAACUAGAGCAGCCUCCCUUCGGGAUGGAGAGCAUGGACUCUGCCCUGUCCCGCGACAGCCUGUCCAGCGCGUAUACCGAGUCCACACUACUCUACUGUCAGUCCACACUGGAUCAGUCGGAGGGGCUGGGAGAGAGCGUCCCCAAAACGAGCGAGCGAGCGCGGCCCAAGCUCUCCAAGAUGACCGGCCUCGACCUCUCCUCCUCCGCAGACAGCGCCACCAGCAGGGCCUCAAGUGAGAAGACCCAGUGCACGGCGCUGUACUCCCGCCAGGGCACCAGCGACACGGUGGCGGAGGCCGACCUGGAGCGGCCUGACCAGAGGUACCCCACCUCAGGGGCACACUGGGCCGAGGGAGCCGCCACGGGGGGAGACGACACCCCCUCAGACGGGGAGGGCCCGGGACCGUCCCACUGGAGAGAGUCCCACCUCCGAAGCCCCGACUGGGACCAGCUAGCCUGGACGCCCGCAGACAGCCCAGACGUGGACACGGAGGGGGGGCCCUCGUCACGCACGUUCCCCAGCGGGGAGGGCCUGUCGGCGGCCUCGGCUGCAGACAUCCCCCCCUCCUACAGCAAGGCCACGGGGCUGGACCAGGUGUACGGCUGCGGCGGUGGCAGCAGUGGCGGUGCAGUGGGGGUGACGAGGACGGCUGAGGACAGGAGACUGAGGAUAAUGGAACCAGAUGACAGGACGGAUUAUCUGAGUGACACGCCAGCGCUGCCCCCCUCCCUCACACACGAGAUGACAGCCAGUGAGCUGUUGCAGAGCAGGAUGUUUUUCGACGAGGAGCUGGAGGACUCGGAGCGUUUCUACAGUGCUCAGCCUCAGCUGCUGCAGCUGUGCUACGCGCUGUACAACAUGCUGGUGGCCCACUCGGAGAUGGUGUGCUACCUGGUCAUCAUCCUCAACCACAUGAUCUCCGCCUCCGUGGCCACCCUGGUGCUGCCCAUCCUCAUCUUCCUCUGGGCCAUGCUCUCCGUGCCCCGGCCCAGCAAGCGCUUCUGGAUGACCGCCAUCGUCUACACUGAGGUCACCAUCGUGAUUAAAUACUUCUUCCAGUUCGGCUUCUUCCCGUUCAACCAGAACAUCGAGGUGGAUAAGAGUAAGCCCUUCCACCCGCCCAACAUCAUCGGGGUGGAGAAGAAGGAGGGCUACGUCCACUAUGACCUGGUGCAGCUGCUCGCCCUCUUCUUCCACAGAUCGAUACUCAAGUGUCAUGGCUUGUGGGAUGAGGACGACUCUCAGACAAGUGGCAAAUCCUCUCGACACCGGAGUGACUCCGAUGGUGUUGAGCGUUCGCGGUUACGCACCGACAAGUCACCUGACCCCCGCUCCCCUCGAUCACACACGCACGGCCACACGCGAGCCCACAAGCGCAGCUCAGUGGUGAGGCGGCAGAGUUCAGGGGCCGCCUCGCAUGUCUCACAUCGAUCCAUGCUCUCCAAAACAGGCAGCUCAGGUAAACAGGGGAGUCUGCGCCGGGGCGGCAGCGCUCUCAGCAUCCAGCAGAAGAGCCGCAAGGAACUCGUACUGGAGAAGCUGAGGGAACAGCUCAUCAAAGCCAAACGGUUCUCCAUCAAAACUACCCUUGAGAUCUACAUCCCGAUCCGCCAGUUCUUCUACAACCUCAUCCACCCCGAGUACAGUGCGGUGACGGACGUCUACGUGCUCAUGUUCCUGGCCGACACUGUGGACUUCAUCAUUAUCGUCUUUGGCUUCUGGGCCUUUGGGAAACACUCGGCUGCUGCUGACAUUACUUCCUCCCUGUCGGAGGACCAAGUGCCGGAGGCCUUCCUGGUGAUGGUUCUGAUCCAGUUUGGCACCAUGGUAGUGGACCGGGCGCUGUACCUGCGCAAGACCGUCAUGGGCAAGGUCAUCUUCCAGGUCAUCCUGGUCUUUGGGAUACACUUCUGGAUGUUCUUCAUCCUCCCCGGAGUCACGGAAAGGCGGUUCAGUUUGAACACAGUGGCCCAGCUGUGGUAUUUUGUGAAGUGCAUCUACUUUGGUCUGUCGGCCUACCAGAUCCGCUGUGGCUACCCCACCAGAGUCCUGGGCAACUUCCUCACCAAGAGCUACAACUACGUCAACCUCUUCCUCUUCCAAGGGUUCCGGUUGGUGCCGUUCCUGACGGAGUUGCGAGCGGUGAUGGACUGGGUGUGGACGGACACCACGCUGAGUUUGUCCAGCUGGAUCUGUGUGGAGGACAUCUACGCCCACAUCUUCGUGCUCAAGUGCUGGAGGGAGUCAGAGAAGAGGUACCCCCAGCCGCGUGGCCAGAAGAAGAAGAAGGUGGUGAAGUACGGCAUGGGGGGCAUGAUCGUCAUGCUGCUCAUCUGUAUCGUCUGGUUCCCGCUGCUCUUCAUGUCCCUCGUCAAGUCCGUAGCCGGAGUGGUCAACAAGCCCCUGGACGUCUCCGUCACCAUCACGCUGGGGGGUUUCCAGCCCAUUUUCACCAUGAGCGCUCAGCAGAACCAGCUGAAGGACAUCACAGCUGCGGACUUUGCAGGCUUCGUGGACUCCUACAUCUACGUCCCGAGUGCCAUGCAGUUCCUGGAGGCGUACACCAAAGAGGACAUCACUGUGGCGGAGCUGGAGGGGAGCUCCAACUCCCUGUGGACCAUCAGCCCUCCCAGCAGGCAGAACCUCAUGGACGUGCUCAGCAAAGACGCCCCAUUCCCCGUCACCAUGACCUGGUCCAUACAGAGGAAUUUCAGUCUGGGAGCCAAAGCUGAGGUUGCGAUGGAUAAACACGUCACGUCCCUGGACAUGCCUGCCAAACAAGAGUUGAUCGCUUUAUUGAACGGGACAAGGAGCAAGCCUGUGGUCAUAAAGCAAGUCUUCCCCUGCUUCAUUCGUGCCCCGAGUGAUUCUAAUGCCAAGCCAAUUGAUCAACUUUAUGGAGAGGACGGUUUUAAGGACAUCCUGCUGGCACUGGAGAGGACCCAUAACAACACUGGGGAGAUCCAGGAGUGGUGGAUCGUGGACCAGCCCUCAGCAGGGAAGAUGCAGUUCAGCAGCUCUGCGGCCAAGAAGAAGGGCGAGGCCGGCCUGCAGCUCUACGUCUUCAGCGAUAAAGUCAGCCCUCCCAGCCUCAGCUUCCUGGCCGGAUACGGCAUCAUGGGCCUGUACGCCUCGGUGGUGCUGGUGAUCGGCAAGUUUGUGCGCGAGUUCUUCAGCGGCAUCUCCCACUCCAUCAUGUUCGAGGAGCUGCCGGCCGUGGACCGCAUCCUCAAGCUGUGCACCGACAUCUUCCUGGUGCGGGAGACCGGCGAGCUGGAGCUGGAGGAGGACCUGUACGCCAAACUGAUAUUCCUCUAUCGCUCGCCAGAGACCAUGAUCAAGUGGACACGUGAGAAGAUCCAGUGAGACAACACAAGCCUCUGGAGGCAGGGGAGUACAGUACAGCGACGCAGGGAAGAGCAGGAUGAUUCAGAGGGUUCCAGAGCUUCAUAGCUAGGGGCCCACUGAGGGACUACGAUGCCGCUAGUGGGUGGGGCUCCCAAAACGUAACUUUUUGGGGGUUAGGGGGGGUCCCAAACUAUUUCUUUCACAGGGUUCACAAUUUCAAGCAUCGUCCUUGUUUGAAAAAAAGAAAAAACAAACAAAACAGAAGAUAAAUAAACAAACUGCCUGCCUGCUGUGACUCAGAGGGUCUGAAGAAGGAAAAUGCAAAAAAAUGCAAACUGCAAAAAAUGAAUAAAUAAAUAUAAAAUGUAAGGGAGAGAGGAGGAGUGCGGAGGAAGCACAGAGGAGGGGCAGGUUGGAGCACCUGUCUUGGCUGAGGGGCAGGUUGGAGCGCCUGUCAUGGCUGAACUCUCCACUGGACUGAUGUUGGGGACGUACGUCACCUCCACCCACCUCUCCAUGCGGGGGGGUAGGGGGGCGGGGGGUGACACCUCUCCCAACUUCCAUUAAAUGUGACCUGAAACCGUGAAGUACAGUAUCUGUCAUGUUGAUGUGUUAUGUAUGAUGAAUCAUGUGCACAGCCUGACUCUGAAGAACUGUUAACAGUCUUAUCAGUUUGUUGUGGUGACGUGGAUCACACGGCCGGACAACAGGAGGUUCAACCAGAGAUCUGUGGUUAAACCGCGCACAGGGGAAAGGAGUCCUCUGUCUGUUGUCUGGGUUUAGCCUAUUGUGUAUUGUGGGGGAUUAUAUGAACCUUAAAUUGUGCAAUAUAUAAAAUAAAAUACACCAUCCUGGUAGGUGGCUGUAAACUUGAACCAGAGGAAAGUCGGGCAGUGACUGAAAGACACUUGCCACUUUUGAAGAGAUGUUUUUUUUUUUAUUGUUGGUUUAUUUCUUUUGGUUAUGUUUUUGUUUUGUUUUUGUUGUUGUUGUUGAUGAUGAUAAUGAUGAAUUAGUUUUUUUGUUGAAUUUGGAGGUGUAUUUGGGUACUUUAGAGAAAUCAAAAUGUCAAAAAAGAAUAAAAGAAAAGCAGUGGGGCCCCCGCAUCUCGAUGCUCUGCCCCUAAAACACCAUGUGAAAAAAAAAAUGAUUAAGGGAGAUGCACCAGGGAGACCAAGACAUCUUUUGCUUCUUUUUUUUUGGUGCCUGAACACAGAAGAUUAUGGGAGCUGUCAUUGUUCUCAGGAAAUGAUUCUAUCAUCUCAUUAGGAUGGCCUCUGAUGUAGGAAUGUGUGAAUGUUCCUGACUGUUGUGAAGUGACCUUGCCCUCUUUAUACGAGGGGGGCGAAAUGUGGUGUUAUUGUGGUGUACUGGCCUGAGAAUAAAGCACAUUUUGGAUUGCAAUUCCUGUGUCAUCUUAGUGUAUAGGCUAUCAGAACAAAAGCAAAUCCUGUCUUCUAAACUACUCUUGACUGCUCUGGCUCGUUAAACCAGAAAUAUGCUGCCGUACAAAGUCAAAGUGCAGUAACUACGCCAACAUUGACAUAGAAAAAUGCUUCAAAACCUUGAUAUUGUUUGAUGUUUACUACAAAUUUAGUACUACAAAUUUGACAUAGCAAUAUAACUAAAACAAGACGCAUUUGGUCUGCAAGGCUUUGUAACAAGGUAAAGGAGAUGUAACGAAGACCAUUUUGAGUCUAAAAUCAGUUUGGGCAACAU
Molecule: messenger RNA, 11151 nt
Organism: Engraulis encrasicolus (European anchovy)
Lineage: Eukaryota; Metazoa; Chordata; Actinopteri; Clupeiformes; Engraulidae
Product: piezo-type mechanosensitive ion channel component 2
Exons: 53
Coding region: 688-9450 (2920 amino acids)
Cellular component (GO): membrane
Molecular function (GO): mechanosensitive monoatomic ion channel activity
Source: RefSeq, a predicted model, not a curated record